GGGCGCGUAGCGGGGCUCGUGCGGCGCCUGGCCGCCAUGGGCCGCCGCGCGCGCGACCGCAGGCGGCAACAGCAGCAGCGGCAGGAGCGAGGCGGUGACAGCGGCGGUGGCGGCGGCGGGGACCAGGCGGGCUGGGCCGGCGGCUACCCCGAGAUCGUGAAGGAGAAUGAGCUGUUCGAGCGGUACUACCGGGAGCUGGGCAUCGUGCCCGACGGAGAGUGGGGAGACUUCAUGGCGGCGCUGAGGGAGCCGCUGCCCGCCACGCUGCGCAUCACCGGCUACCGCAGCCACGCCAGAGAGAUUCUCCACUGCUUAAAGGAAAAGUACUUCAAGGAGCUGGAGGACCUGGAAGUGGAUGGCCAGAAAGUCGAAAUGCCGCAGGCGCUGAGCUGGUAUCCAGAAGAGCUAGCCUGGCACACCAACCUGAGCAGAAAAAUCUUGCGCAAGUCACCGCAGCUGGAGAAGUUUCAUCAGUUUCUGGUUAGCGAGACAGAAUGUGGAAAUAUCAGUCGACAGGAGGCUGUUAGUAUGAUCCCACCUCUGCUGCUUAAUGUUAACCCUCAUCAUAAGAUUCUAGAUAUGUGUGCUGCACCUGGAUCUAAGACUGCCCAACUGAUUGAAAUGCUACAUGCAGACAUGAAUGAUCCUUUUCCCAAGGGUUUUGUAAUUGCUAAUGAUGUCGACAACAAGCGCUGCUAUUUGCUGGUUCAUCAGGCUAAGAGGUUAAACAGUCCGUGCAUCAUGGUGGUAAAUCAUGAUGCCUCCAGCAUUCCUAAUCUACAAAUAGAUGUUGAUGGAAGAAAAGAGAUCCUCUUCUAUGACAGGAUUUUAUGUGACGUCCCCUGCAGUGGAGAUGGAACUAUGAGGAAAAACAUUGAUGUAUGGAAGAAAUGGACGACACAAAACAGUUUGCAGCUCCAUGGAUUGCAGUUAAGAAUUGCAACCCGUGGUGUUGAACAGCUGGCAGAAGGCGGGAGAAUGGUGUAUUCCACGUGUUCGUUGAACCCCAUUGAAAAUGAAGCAGUGAUCGCAUCUCUGCUGGAAAAGAGCCAAGGUGCCUUAGAACUUGCCGAUGUCUCUUCUGAGUUACCAGGUUUGAAGAGGAUGCCAGGAGUUACAAAAUGGAAGGUAAUGCUGAAAGAUGGACAGUGGCUUGAAGAGUGGAAAGAUGUGCCUUCAAAUAGACAAACACAAAUACGUCCCACUAUGUUUCCUGUAAAAGAUGAAGAGAAGCUGAAGGCAAUGAAUCUAGAGCGUUGUCUUAGGAUAUUGCCACAUCAUCAGAACACAGGAGGUUUCUUUGUGGCUGUGUUAAUAAAAAAAUCACCAAUGCCUUGGAAUAAACGCCAGCCUAAGGCUCAUCAGAAAUUACCACAAAGAACAGGAGAUGCUGAAGUGACAGCAGCCAAUUCAGAUAAUGGUUCUGAACAUAUUACUGAAGAACUAACACUUGAUGAAAAUGAAGAGUCUAAGAAAAAGCAAGAAUUGCAGAAUUCAGACACUGAACAAAGCAAAAAGGAAGGAGUAUGUGGACCACCACCAUCUAAAAAAAUGAAGUUGUUUGGUUUUAAAGAAGACCCUUUUGUGUUUCUCCCUGAAGAUGAUCCAUUGUUCCUUCCUAUCCAGAAGUUUUAUGCAUUGGACCCAUCAUUUCCCAAGAUGAAUUUACUAACCCGAACUCAAGAAGGAAAGAAGAGACAGCUGUACAUGGUUUCUAAGGAGCUAAGGAAUGUGCUUCUGAACAACAGUGAGAAGAUGAAGGUUAUUAACACAGGGAUAAAAGUCUGGUCUCGCAACACUGAUGGGGAACAGUUUGGAUGUGCGUUCAGAUUAGCACAAGAGGGAAUUUAUACUCUGUACCCAUUCAUUCAUGCAAGGAUUAUAAAUGUCUGCAUAGAAGAUGUUAAAAUUCUGCUAACCCAGGAAAAUCCAUUCUUAAGUAAAUUUAGCAGUGAAACACAGAAGAAAGUCAAAGACAUGGCAAUGGGAAGUAUAGUUCUGAAGUACGACCCAGACCCUGCGAAACCUGAUGAUCUUCAGUGCCCUAUACUGCUGUGUGGUUGGCAAGGGAAGACAUCACUCCGUGCCUUUGUGCCCAGGAAUGAGAGACUUCACUACCUGAGGAUGAUGGGAGUUGAAGUGUUUAAAGCAAAGAGGAAAGAUGAGGAAUCGAAAAGUAAAGCAGAGGAAGAAGUUCAACAUAGGCUGGCACAAACAGAGGAAGGAAUGGAUGUAGAAGACAAAGAACAUGAUUUAGUCACAAAAAUGGAAGCAGAAAUAGGUGAAGAAUCUUCCCACAGUCCUGUGGAAAACAGUGCUAUGGAAGUAGAAAAUAAAAUCGAGGAUUUAGGUCAAUCUGGUAAAAAUGCCAAUAGUCAUGUAAUUCAGGAAAGCAAAGACACAGAGAAGAGUAAUGUGAAAGAUUAGGUUUCUUUCUCUGUUACUUGGCAGCUUCUGUGAGGCUGACAUCCAGACUUGUGCUUUUAGCAUGGAAGUGUAUUUUAAAUUUUCAUUCGGAAUGGGAUGUUCCUCUUUUAAAGUUCCACCUAUUUUAUUUUUUAAGCGAAUACUAUAUAUAAAGAUAUUUCUUUUCAAGUGUGUCUUCUUUUUACCAUUUUAAGCUCUCUAUUACUGGUGGGUUUCUGUGUCUGUUGCUGGCAACAGACCACGCGCCAGUAAAAGCUAAAGCCCAUAUUUGAAAUGGAAUAGUGGUAUGUACAAACAAACUACCUGUGUAACUGAUCGAGAAUUCCUCCAGAAGAAAACACCUGUUUCUUUCAAAACACAUUAGUCCUGGAACAACAGUUUUCUCUUAAUAUUGCUUACUCCAUCUACCACCCAGUCUGAUGACUACUUACACAGGUUCUUAAAUGGGUAAGGGAAUCAGUGUGAGUAUGCAUAAAAAUGCAUGUAUAGGAUAAAUAACUGAGAACCUGGUUAACAAAACCACGCAUCUGGAAACAAAAAUGCAGAACACAUUUUGCCGGAGACUGAUGUUUGAAAUUCUUCUUCAGAGUGACAAAUUUCUUGACAGGCACAGCUAGUGAAUGUUGUUUACUAGAUCUUCAGCUAUGCUGAGCAUACCUGAGACUUGUACCUUGAAAUGUGCCUGUUUUAAAAGUCUGUGACUUUCCUUCAAAUCUGCUGCAGUCAUCUGUUUCUCCAUCAUUUCUUCAGUUGCGAGUAAUCUCUGAUUUUGCAACAUACUUGUUUAUAGCUGAAAUAACAGUUUAAAAAGCCCUGUGGAGGUAUAAAUGUUGUUGUAUAGUAAAUGUCUAAAAGAGGUUAUUUAGGUGCAGAAGGGUAAUUUACCUAAUCUGACUUUGAAAAAAAUAGUGGCUACCUCAGAAACUUAUAAAUUCCAUCCUUUGUGGCUUAGUUUCGGCAGUACUCUUUAUACUUGUAUCAAGUGGACCUGAAAGGAAAGUGACCCAAGGUACAAGGCAUUGUCCUUCUGUAGGACAAUGCCAAUCACAUGGUGAUGCAAAUAUUUGUGUUGCUUGUCAAACUGAGUUUCACCAUGUUUAUUUUUACCAAUGACGUCCUAAUGUGGCUCGGAUCCAUUUGCUGUACCUUGCUACAGCACUUUGUGAUGCUUGCCCUUGAAAUACUUCAUCAGAGGGAGUAUUCUUAAGGGAGGGAUGUAAAAGUGAAAUAAUGGCAUGUCCUCUGAUGAGAUAUGCAGUGAAGACCCAUUGACAGGACUAGCUUCCUCUUGAGAGUCUGUAAAAUAGGUUAAUAAAACAUCAGUUCUUGCCCUUGUA
Molecule: messenger RNA, 3764 nt
Organism: Pezoporus occidentalis (night parrot)
Lineage: Eukaryota; Metazoa; Chordata; Aves; Psittaciformes; Psittacidae
Gene: NSUN2
Product: NOP2/Sun RNA methyltransferase 2
Exons: 19
Coding region: 37-2427 (796 amino acids)
Biological process (GO): tRNA methylation
Cellular component (GO): cytoplasm; nucleus
Molecular function (GO): tRNA (cytidine-N5)-methyltransferase activity; tRNA binding
Source: RefSeq, a predicted model, not a curated record